Molecule: messenger RNA, 8364 nt
Organism: Nanorana parkeri
Lineage: Eukaryota; Metazoa; Chordata; Amphibia; Anura; Dicroglossidae
Product: neurobeachin-like protein 2
Biological process (GO): intracellular protein localization
Cellular component (GO): membrane; cytosol
Molecular function (GO): protein kinase binding
Source: RefSeq, a predicted model, not a curated record
UGCCCCUCCGGCCCAUGCAUGCCCAGGGAUGAUCCUCUCCACCUUGUCCCUCACCGGGCCGCCGCCGCCCAGCGAUUGGUCGGCUCUGCAACGUCCUAAUCAGAAAGAUCUCAAUUAUUUGCAGCAAUGGCUGGAAGCGUUUGUGACCAACUUCGAGAAGAUCAUUUCCGUUCACACUCUGGAGCCGAGGAGACCUGAAGAUUCCUCCUCGGAGAUCCCGGUCUUACCCCGCGAUGUCCUCCAAGUCCUGAGCCAGCAGCUGGGUCACUGUGCUGAGGAUUUGAAGGAACCGGCCAGCUUGAACCAGGCCCUCCUCCUCCUGAAAUUCUUCAUCAUCAUCAGCAGGAAGUGGAAAAUUACCGGAUCCACAAAUCCAACCAGCGAGGAAGAGGAGGAGCUCCGACCUCUGACGGAGAAAGUCACCAUCUACGCUCUGCACUUGUGUGAGUGUCUCUUCGAUCCAUACCAGACGUGGCGGAGACAGCUCGGGGGGGAAAUUGUAAGCGCGAAAGAGAAAAGUAAAUACAAGUUUUCCCCGGCGUCCCUUUCCCCGGAAUUCUGCAGCUUCUUCCAAGAUGCCUUCCACAAUGGGGACAGCCUGCCCGAACUGGUCAAACUGCGCCUGGUCCACCUCUACGGAGCCAUUAUUACCGGAUAUAAGACCAACGCGCUCCUCCUCAUCAGCCCGUCCUCCGUAGAGGUCCUCAUGCUGGUCCUGCAGAGUUGGUGCGUCGCUCAGGGCGCCCGGGACCUGCACAUCGUACAGCUGGCUCUGAACUGUCUGAUCUCCAUGAUCCACAUCCUGCACAGCAGCAGCCCCAGCCAGAGGAGGGUGGACAUCCGCCACAUCCUAGACAGCUACUUCAAGAUCCUCAACUGCGACCGGCCCCUGUACUCCGCCGAAAGAUUAGCGGGGCCACACUGGGAGGAGGGGCUCCUGACACUGCGGAUCCACAUGCUGCGGGCCAUCCCGGAGAUGCUGAACUGCCACGAUCGGCCGGUGCUGCAGGCCAUAUUCCUCAGCAAUAACUGCUUCGAGCACAUCAUCCGCCUCAUCCAGAACAGCAAGCUUUAUUUGAGCAGUGGUCGCAGUGCGGAGGAGAGCGAUCUGACCACUCAGUUACUGACCGAGCGUGACAUCACGAAGGUCAUCGACUCCGAUUCAGAUUCCAUCACGGUGAACGCUAUCGGCGUUCUGACCUCCAUCAUGAGGAAUUCUCCGUCUGCCAAGGAAGUCUUUAAGGAGCGGAUUGGUUACCCUCAGCUCUACGAGGUUCUGAAGAGUCGUAGUCAGCCGACCAAAUGUCUCCUCCAGCAGCUACUGAACAUGGCUCUGGAAGGUGUUUACAAUCCCGAUUACGUCGGCUGCAUAGAAAACGAGCAGCCGCUGCUGAUCCUGGUCCAGUGGAUCCCAGAACUGGCUCCCAGGGACCUCCAGGUCCUGGUGUCCGAGAGGCUGAAUCAGAUCUGCGACUCCUCCCUGCGGAACCGCAUGACGUGCGUCCAGGCCGGGAUGGUCGGCCACAUCCUGACGGCGCUCGGCAGCGUGAAGGCGCUAGACGCGAAAUGUGCGGAGAACCUGAUCCGCCUCCUGCAGGUGCUGGGCCGCCUGUCCAUCAAACCCACCGAGCUGCGGGAACUCGUCAAACUGCUCCGGACCGAGGGCGGCAGCGCCCACCCUUACGCCGCGCAGGUCAUCCGGGCGCUGUCCGCCAUGGCGAGGAAGGACGGGCCGGAGCGGGCGCUGCAGUAUUUCGAUUUGACCCCCAGCAUGUCCGGGAUCAUGGUGCCCACCAUGCAGAAGUGGCCCGGCACCGGGUUUGCCUUCCACGCCUGGGUGUGUCUGAACGAAGACUCCGGGGAGGAGCUGGUGACGGGGAGGAAACGCAAACAGCUCUAUAGUUUCUUUGCAGCCAGCGGUACCGGCUUUGAGGCGUUCUUCACCGCGGACGGGAUGCUGGUGGUGGCGGUUUGUACCAAGAAGGAGUACAUGACGGUGGCAGUCCCCGAAUUACACUUCAAUGACUCGGUGUGGCACUGCGUGGACAUUGUUCACAUCGCUGGACGCCGACCCUUUGGCCAGAAUAUGGUGAACAUCUACGCCGACGGGCAGCUCCGGAAGGUGGCGCAGCUUCGCUUUCCGUCACUCAAUGAGUCUUUCACAUCUUGCUGCAUCGGGUCAGCCGGUCACCGUACCACCACCACCGUCUCCACCUCUCCAUCCCAUACUCCGGACCUCACCUUCGCCUCGCACUCCGCGCUCAGCCGCUCUCAGUCCUUUCCGGCCACCUCCGCGGGGCACAGCUGGGGGGCGAGCGGCGCACAGAACCCGCGGGAGGGUUUGGUGUCCACCAAAGUAGCCGGAACCCAGGACACGGAGUGGGGCACACCGACCUCACUAGAGGGCCAUCUGGGCACCGUGUCCAUCUUCCAUGAUACCAUCCAGCAGUCUCAUGUGAAGGCCCUGUACUCGGCCGGACCGAACUACGUGACGCCUUUCAUCCCGGACAGCGAAUUCUCGGAGCUCGGUGCCAAACUCCUCCUCUUCUAUACGCCGCAGGCUUCCAAAAACAAUAUUUGCUUGGACCUGUCACCCAGCCACGCGUUUCACGGGAGGCUGACGGGCCACAGGGUCAUCACGUGGGAUGUGAAGGACGUGGUGACCUGCGUCGGAGGGAUGGGCGUUCUGCUUCCUCUGCUCAAACAGGUGGGAUUGCAGACCACAGAAGCUCCAGACGCCCAGGAGACCCAUGACCUGGUGGGCCCCGAACUCACCUCCUCCAGGAACGCCCAGUCCAUGCAGCUCCCUCUGGGGAAAUCCUCAGAGAGCCGGUUGGAGAGGAACGGAGUGGCGGCUUUCCUACUCAUGGUCAAGAAUUUCAUUCAGCACCAUCCGGCCAAUCAGGAGAGCCUCCUGCAGUGUGUCGGGCCGGCCAUCAUAGGCGCUCUGCUGCAAAAGGUGUCCCCUCUCGUCCUGGACAUGAAUGUGCUGAUGGCAUCUCAGAUGUUGAUGGACCAGGUCGCGUCGGAAGGUCACAAUUACCUCCUCCAUCACCUCUACCAGCACCUGCUCUUCGACGUCCGAAUCUGGUGCAACAGCGACUUCGCCGUCCGCCUGGGUCACAUCCAGUUUUUGUCAUCCAUCAUGAAAGACCACAAGCAGAGAGUUCGCAGGAAGUACGGCGUGCAGUACAUUCUGGACUCGGUCAGGAGGCAUUAUGGGACACAGAAAGAGGACCAGAUCACCGAGGACAAUGUGAAGACCGUCCAGAUGUCCCUCUUCAGCCUGACCAACGACUUCCUGGCCAAGAAUCUGAAUGCCGAGGAUCUGCACAGUGUGAUCAACUACACCGCGACUGUGAAUGAUGAGGAGCAGGUAUGUGGGAUCCUGGACGUCAUCCACAGCCUGCUGAAAGCCAACAUCAGCAACGAGCAGCUGUACGCCUUCCUGCUGGAGCAGGGCAACGUGGACGUCUUCUACUACCUGCUGGUCCAGAAGAGGUUCUCCGACCAGCUGAGGGAGAAAGUGUUCAAGAUCCUCUACAAGUUAAUCAAAUACGAGAAGGUCAGUGAUCGGCUCAAGGUUCGUCUGAAGCUGAAGGAAAUCGGAUACCAUGGAUUCAUCUCCUUCCUGAAUGACCUUCCCGUGUCGAUGCUGCUGAUCCGCUGCCUCUCCGAACAGGUCUUGGGCUCCGAUUUAACACCUAAUUACAGGGACCUGCUGGCGGUGGUUUAUCUGUCGCACAGAGCAGAGCUCUCGGUCAAGCUGGACGUCUGCAGGAAGCUCUUCCACCUGAUCUACUCCCAGCAAGACAUUGUGCGUCAGCUGGCCAAGCAGACCGGCUGGCAGGAUAUACUGACCAAACUCUACAUCAAGGAGUCGUAUGAGACCAAGCCGCGUUUCCUGAGCAGCCCGAUGUACGGCGGCAAUGCGUGCCCAUUGAAACGCAUGGGCAGCAGCAAGGACUCGGAGCCGGGAGCUUGCAAGGACACCGGUCACGGGGGGGCGGCCGACAACACCGACGCGGACGCCGUAUUUCCGAUGGGCUUCGAGGCUUCGGAGUUGGACUUCUCUGAAGGCUUCUCUGACCACUCCCUGUCUCCGGCGGCCAGAGGGAAACCCUUCCACUCUUACAAUUUCAAGUCGUUUGACUCCUCGGACCAGGCCAGUCACUCCUCCUCCUCCAACCUCGUCGACGUCCCCGGCUCGGAGGAGGCCAGCUGCGUCGACGGGCCCCCCUUUGACAAUGUCUACCAGCCGUUGUCACCGUUCUCCAUGUCUCCCUUCGACAUGCGGCUGGACCUGGGCAGCUCCAGCUCCGCGGCCACCAUGGAGAGCGGGAACCAGACGCCCGUCAGUCAGCCGGGGACGCCGUCCCCGCUGGAGAACUUCAAGCCUUUCCCCGGGAUGAGAGUCCGGAAGAGUUCCAGCUUGUCCAAUGUGCUGGAUGAGAACAGCUACCAAGAGACGCUACCCAGCGACACCAUCUCCAAUACCAGCAACCCUCAGACCCCUGAAGAAGAGCUCUGCAACCUCCUCACCAACAUCAUCUUCUCGGUCACCUGGAGGGGGGUGGAAGGCUUUGAGGACGCGGCGUGGAAGGAGCGCGGUCAGGUCUUCUCGGUCCUCACUAAGCUCGGAUCGGCCUGCGAGUUGGUGAGACCUCCGGAUGAAAUCAAGCGAAGCCUGCUGGAGAUGAUGUUGGAGUCGGCUUUUACGGACAUUAAGGAGGCCUCCUCCUCCACCCUGCCGGGCCUCAUCCAGAAUGUGCUGAAGCUGCUGAGACUUCUCCAAGAUUUCCUCUUUUCGGAAGGAAACAGCAACCAGGUCCUCUGGAGUGAGAAGAUCUUUGAAGGAGUCAGCAACUUGCUGGACAAGUUGGGAGUUUGGUACUACUUGGUAAAUGGGGCGUCGGACCUGAAAGAGAUGGCUCAGAUUGGGCUCCGGAUCAUCGUAGGAUUCAUCAAGUUAGAUGAUCAGCAGAUGCAUUCAUCGGCCUAUGUGAAGCUGCACAGCCUCCUGCAAAGUGCCUCCUCGCUGAAGAAGGAAGAGGCCUGUUUCCUGCUGGGGAGCCUCCAAACUCCGCUUCUGAACUCCCUCAAUGCCAAGACCGAGACCUUCUCCUGCCUGGUGCCCAUUAUCCGCACGCUGAUGGACCAGUGCUUCGAGCUGCUACAGCUGCAGGAACAUCUGCCAUCUCUGCCGCCUACUAAUGGAAGCCCGACCUUCUAUGAGGACUUUCAUGGUUUUUGCACCACCACCGAGUGGAGGCUCUUCAUUGAGAAUCAUGUCCAGCCCAUCAUGGAGCAGUUUGAGGACACAUUUAAGAAAGGUCACCACCAGAUGUCAUCCUUCUGGAACUCGUGCUAUGAUGCACUUAUGAGCAGCUCGUUAAGAAGGGAGGCGGAGAAGGGAGAAAGCAAAGCCAAAUUUCAGGAGCUGAUCCUGGAGCCGGUUAUGAAGAGGAUGCAGCGCGAGAAUAUCAGAUACAACAGCGUGCUGAAACAGAUCAACAGCCACCAUAACACGGUACUGAGACAAUGGAAAUCUCUGCUGCGCCUGCUGACCUGUCCUCGCGGUGCCUGGGCUGAUCGGAACCCAGCGGAGGUUCAGUGGAAGUUGUCCAACGUGGAGACUUAUUCCAGGAUGCGGCUGAAGCUGGUGCCAAAUUACAACUUUGAUGCUCACACGGAAUCCAGCGCACUCCGCGACAACCUUGGUACUGACCACCGUCAGUUACUCACAGAUUCUUUCCCGCUUGCUGUGGCGAAGGAAGCGAAGGUGAACGAGAUGGAGGACGACCAGCUGGCUGAGGAGGAUUUGUUAAAUAUUUAUCCUGGGGAGACCAAAGAGCCAAACCAGAAGGAGAAGUUGGUGAUUUCGGAGGACUGCGAGCUGAUCACCGUCGUGGACGUCAUUCUUGGGCGGCUGGAGGUCACCACGCAGCACAUUUACUUCUAUGAUCUGAGCAGUGAGAAGCAGGAGACGGAAGAGGGAAUUGGUUACGAUUUCAAGCGGCCGCUCUCGCAGCUCCGCGAGGUCCACCUGCGUCGCUAUAAUCUGCGAAGGUCGGCUCUGGAGUUCUUUUUCAUCGACCAAGCCAAUUACUUUGUCAACUUUAAGAAAAAGGUCAGGAACAAAGUGUAUUCCCGAAUACUGAGCUUACACCCCCCCAACCAGUAUCUGUUUGGCGGCCGUUCUCCACAGGAGCUUCUGCGAGACUCGGGCCUCACCCAGAAAUGGAUGUUUAGGGAGAUCUCGAACUUUGAGUACCUGAUGCAGCUGAAUACAAUCUCCGGGAGGACCUACAACGAUCUAUCUCAGUACCCAGUGUUCCCCUGGAUUCUGCAGGACUAUGUCUCGGAAACACUGGACUUGGAUAACCCUGAGGUGUUCCGUGACCUCUCCAAACCCAUCGGGGUGGUAAACGAGCGGCAUGCCCGAGAGGUGAAAGAGAAGUACGAGAGCUUUGAGGACCCCACUGGUACCGUUGACAAGUUCCAUUACGGGACUCACUACUCGAACGCGGCGGGAGUGAUGCAUUAUAUGAUUCGGAUGGAGCCGUUCACCACCCUGCACAUCCAGCUGCAGAGCGGACGGUUUGAUUGUUCGGACCGUCAGUUCCACUCCAUCCCAGCCGCCUGGCAAGCCCGAAUGGAGAACCCUGUGGAUGUGAAGGAAUUAAUUCCAGAGUUCUUCUAUUUCCCCGAGUUCCUGGAGAACGCCAACGGUUUUGAUCUCGGCUGCCUCCAGAUGUCCAAUGGAAAGGUGGAUGACGUGGUGUUACCGCGAUGGGCUUCGUCACGGGAAGAUUUAAUCUACAAGCACCGGAAGGCCCUGGAAUCGGAGUAUGUGUCAGAACAUCUCCACGAGUGGAUAGACCUGGUUUUCGGCUACAAGCAGAGGGGUGAAGCCGCCGUGGAGGCCCUGAAUGUGUUUUAUUAUUGCACUUACGAAGGUGUGGUAGACCUGGACGCCAUUGCGGAUGAGACGGAGAGGAAAGCGCUGGAAGGAAUUAUCAGUAAUUUUGGUCAGACCCCGUGCCAGCUUCUCAAGGAGCCGCACCCAGCACGUAUGACCGCGGAGAAUGCAGCGCGGCGCCUGUCCCGGCUGGACACCUUUUCACCCAAUCUGUUUGAGAGGUUAUCGGAGCUGAAAACAUUUUUCGUGGAGGUGAGGACAGAGGUUCCACUUGUCCUGACAGUGGUCCCCAAAAAUCAGGCUCAUUUCUUCAUGACUCAGCGCUCCCCGGAUGUUCUGGUCACGAUUAGUGCCAACGGACUUCUGGGGACUCAUGGCUGGUUGCCUUAUGACCGGAACUUCUCCAAUUACUUCACCUUCACCAAGGACCCCACUGUCUCCAACGUCAAGACGCAGCGCUUCCUCCCCGGACCCUUCGCUCUUGGAGCUGAGCUUUCCUCCACGACUCUGGUGGUCUCUCCUGAUGCCAAAUUACUGUUUAGCGGAGGACACUGGGACAACAGCCUACGCGUCACGUCUCUGAGCAAAGGGAAAGUCAUCAAUCACAUCACCCGUCACAUUGAUGUGGUGACAUGCCUGGCAUUGGACUUGUGUGGUAUGUACCUCAUUUCCGGCUCGCGGGACACCACGUGCAUUGUGUGGGAGGUUCUACAGCAGGGGGCAGCACAGCACCCCCACUUCUCCUGCGGACUGUCCCCGAAGCCGGUGCAGGUGCUCUAUGGGCACAGCGAUGAGGUCACUUGUGUGGCGAUCAGUACGGAGCUGGACAUGGCCGUCUCUGGUUCUAAGGACGGCACGGUCAAUGUAUACACCAUUCGGCGGGGGCAGUUUAUGAGGUGUAUUAAGCCCCCCUGUGAGAGUUCCCUUCCACUGACCGUAUCCCACAUGGCUGUGGGUUUCGAGGGGCAGAUUGUGUUCCAGAGCACCAUCGAAGGCCGGAGCUCCCUCAAGGAGAAGUUCGCUCUGCACUUGUACUCGGUGAACGGGAAGAACUUGUCAUCGGUCUCUCUGGAUGAGCAGGUGUCGGCACUUUGUAUCACCCAGGAAUUUGUGGUUCUCGGCACGGCACAAUGUUCCCUACAGAUCCGAGAUCUCCGCAGCCUCGCUCUGGCCGUCAGUCCGCUGCCGAUGAAGGUCCCGGUGCACUGCGUGUCUGUCACCAAGGAGAACAGCCAUAUCCUGGUGGGUCUGGAGGACGGGAAGCUGAUUGUGGUGGGAGCCGGGCAGCCGCUGGAGGUGAAGAGCGGGCAGUUUACGAGGAAGCUUUGGGGCUCCACACGCCGCAUAUCGCAAGUCUCCUCCGGAGAGACAGAAUACAGGCCGACGGAGACCAAGUGAACCAUAAGAAGACCUCGCUUGUGGUCUGCAGUAAAUACUUUGCC